Molecule: messenger RNA, 1347 nt
Organism: Equus caballus (horse)
Lineage: Eukaryota; Metazoa; Chordata; Mammalia; Perissodactyla; Equidae
Gene: POLR2H
Product: RNA polymerase II, I and III subunit H
Biological process (GO): DNA-templated transcription
Cellular component (GO): RNA polymerase II, core complex; RNA polymerase III complex; RNA polymerase I complex
Source: RefSeq, a predicted model, not a curated record
UUGCUGGCCCCGGCUAGCCUGAGGGGCCUUGGUGCCAGCUGGAGGGGCUAGGUACCGCCUCCUGCAGGGUCAGCGCUCUGGGGGCGGGGUUAUCCUAGGCCUGCCCUCCGCGCGGACUGUGCCCUCGGCGGGCAUGCGGACCGGCAGGGAAGGGCUAGGGCCGGGCUGCUCUGGGACAAGGAUCAAGGUCCCUGGCUGGGGCAGGCCCCCACGCAUUCCAGUUUUCCGGACGCGGACUCUGAAGAGGGCGCACUGGAGCCUCCGCAGAGAGCGAGAAACCGCGCCACCUCGGCGGAAGGUGGGACCUAUUGCGUCCCCGCCCUGGGGCGGAGUUAUCUGGAGCCGAGACCCGCCUUCAAUGCUGAAGCCUCUCGGAAGCAAUCGUUCGGGGCGGAAGUUAAGAAGCCCCGAGAGCAAGGCGGCGGAAGUGGCCUCCUUCCCGCAUGUCCAUGCGCAUGCGUCCUUCUACUCUCUUGCCGCCGCUCUGUAGGCGCUACCGUUCCCCCGCUCCUCUUUUCUCCACGCGAGGGGGUGCGUGUACGCCUAGUCGUGAUCGCGCGCUCAGCCCCUUUCCUACUCUUGUGGCCCCCUCACCAUGGCGGGCAUCCUGUUUGAGGAUAUUUUUGACGUGAAAGACAUUGACCCGGAGGGCAAGAAGUUUGACCGAGUGUCUCGCCUGCAUUGUGAGAGUGAAUCUUUCAAGAUGGACCUCAUCUUAGAUGUGAACAUUCAGAUUUACCCUGUAGACUUGGGUGACAAGUUCCGGUUGGUCAUAGCCAGUACCUUGUAUGAAGACGGCACCUUGGAUGAUGGUGAAUACAACCCCACCGAUGACAGGCCUUCCAGGGCUGACCAAUUUGAGUACGUAAUGUAUGGGAAAGUGUACAGAAUUGAAGGAGACGAAACUUCUACCGAAGCAGCGACACGUCUCUCUGCCUAUGUGUCCUAUGGGGGCCUGCUCAUGAGGCUGCAGGGUGAUGCCAACAACCUGCAUGGAUUUGAAGUGGAUUCCAGAGUGUACCUGCUGAUGAAGAAACUGGCCUUCUGAACCACCCCGGAAACCAGCCUUGCAGCUUAGUCUCUCAGGCCGUGGACAUUCAUCAAGCCUGAGUGGCAGCUGCUGUUGUUCGCCUGUUCAGGAGGUGCUGGCUCUCUGUCCGUUGUGGCUGCAUCUUUAGGUGUUCUGGACUCAAUGGGAAACUGACUUGCCUGUGAAAGACCCAGUGGGAGAGCUUAAAAUGAAUCAGAAGUUUUGCGUAUAUGAUUUUUUAAUUAAACUUUACUUUUUCAGACACCCUGCCCUUUUUCAAAAAAAUAUUUCCAUUUACUAAAUCAUUUUCCAGUUCU